Messenger RNA from Hypoxylon fragiforme, 2121 nucleotides. RefSeq names its product Gcd10p family-domain-containing protein. Gene Ontology annotation, cellular component: tRNA (m1A) methyltransferase complex; nucleus. The transcript is spliced from 2 exons. Bases 106 to 1998 code for a protein of 630 amino acids. NCBI's taxonomy places the organism in Eukaryota, Fungi, Ascomycota, Sordariomycetes, Xylariales, Hypoxylaceae. The record is from RefSeq and is a predicted model, not a curated record. Gene Ontology annotation, biological process: tRNA methylation.
CCCCACAUUAGUUAACUAGGUCCUCCAACUUUUUGCCGUCUAAAAUUUGCAUUUGCGAACCUUCAAGUUCAUCGCUCAUUGAAAGUCCCUUGCAACAAAGGCUGCAUGCGACAAGAUUGCAACAAAGUCAAUAUGCAAUCUUUAGUUCAACCGCAUGCUUGGGUUGGUCUCAAGUUGCCCUCUGGGCAGAUCCGUGUGCUCCAAAUCACCCCAAACACAACUAUUUCUCUUGGGAAAUACGGAUCUUUCCCAAGUAAUCUAAUCAUCCACCGGCCAUUCAACUUGACCUACGAAUUACAAGAUCAAAGGUCUGGAGAGGAUUUUAAUCGACUGCGUAUCGUGCCCGCCAGCGAGUUAUACCAUGAUAUUCUAUCGCCUACGACAUCGACUACCCCUCUCGGAGGUGAAUCUCUCAUAACAAACGAUAACGAGUACACUGAAAAUGCUGUCCAAUCUGCGGUCGAAUACUCACUCGUUGAUCCUGAAUCCGGCGCCGUUGUUGCUAAGACCGACCGCGCAGAGCUCAAUGCCUCGGCACGGCAAACGCUGAGCACUGAAGAGAUUGAGGCCCUCAAGAAGGAUGGUACGGAUGCAGGUAGAGACUUAAUUGCGAAGUUGAUGGUGUCACACACUGCCAUCGAACAGAAGACGGAGUAUUCACUGGCCAAAUACAAGCUACUCAAGACGAAAAAGUACAUACGAAGGUUCUCUGUGCUGCCCAUGGAUGUACCCAUGCUUGCUCAGUGGCAGCUGGAAGCGAAGGAACCAAGCAAGAUUCUGGAUAUGAGAGAAGAGAUGAUAGCUUUGCUGGGGUGCUGGGCUAAUGUCCAUUUUGGUGGAGAGGAUCGAUGCGAAGACCAAAGUGCCCAAGAACUCGAACCCAACGGCGAUAAAGAAGGGGAUGUUCAAAUGCCCUCAGGUCGAUGGCUAGUUGUAGACGAUACAGGUGGUCUGCUGGUAGCGGCUAUGGCAGAACGAAUGGGCUUACUGUACCCACCGGAGAACAUCCAGUCUGCAGGAGAAAGUAACCUAGCGUAUUCAAAGGUGGCAAAAAGAAAAGCAUUGAUCAAUGAAAAUGCCACGUCCAACUCAGAUGAGUUGUCACCGAAAAUGAGCGGCCCUCAGGGCGACAUCAAGGUGGUAGUGGAGGAGCCCGAGAUGACUUUAGCAUCGCAAGACGACAACAAGACACGAUUGGACGACUUGCUCACACCAUUGGCGCAAUCCAAUACGCUUACCGUUAUUCACGCUAAUCAACAGCCCAACUUGGCCUUGCUUCGUGACUUCGGUUUCGACAUUACAAACCCCACACCAUCCCCGCACCACCCUCUAUCCAGACAUCUCAUGACAAUAUCAUGGCUGCAGCUCAUUGAACCGAUGUCAGAUCCGACCUACGCUUCAGAAAUGCCAAGCAUGUCCCCUGAAAUGCUUCGUUCAUGGAAAGCUAACCGCCGAGGCACCUACCAUCGCAAACGACGACGUUGGGCCAGAAUUCGACAUGUCGUAGAUACAACACGGAAGGGGGAGUUUUCUGGGCUAGUUGUUGCGAGCACGAUGGAUCCCAUAUCCAUUAUGCGUUAUGCUGUGCCAUUACUUGCCGGCGGGGCACCGAUUGCUAUUUACUCUCAGUCGAUCGAGCCCCUGACUGCGUUGGUUGACUGUUAUAGCAUUGCACGCCGGGGAGCAUGGGUGGCGACCCCACCGGAAGAAGCAAUAGGCAAAAGUUUGGAAGAGCUAGAACAAUGGGCCGGGUGUGAAGAGUUCCCGCUGAACCCAUCCCUUGUACUAGCAGCUUCUAUCCAAACAAGCCGUGUUCGGAAAUGGCAAGUCCUUCCAGGACGAACACACCCUCUGAUGACGAGUAAAGGUGGUGCGGAGGGUUAUGUCUUUACGGCCUGUAAAGUGAAGCCCGCAGAAGGCAAGGUGGAAGCCAGGGGCAAGGCACGUACCAGGAAGAGGAAGCUUGAUGAAACGAAAGAAGAGGGUUCGAGUAAAUAAUAGAUACAUGACUACCUAGUAUUCACGCUGGUGUCGAGACAUGAUUUUGUUGCUUUGACUAUAACUAAUCUCAUUCUUCAAGUCAUCUGGACUGGAGAUAGAUAUUCCCGCGGGGAGUACUUC